AUGUCUUCUCCAGCCAAGAUGAUCCGCCGAAAGAAGAACGUCAAGAAGGGUAUCCAGUUCUGCCUGAUGGUCUGCGGCGCCUCGGGAACUGGCCGUACUACCUUUGUCAACACCCUCUGCGGCAAGCCCGUCCUUGGCCACAAGGAAUCGGAUGACCCGUCUACUGCGCACGUCGAGGAUGGCGUCAAGAUCAAGCCCGUCACCGUCGAGCUUGAGUUGGAUGAGGAGGGAACGCGUAUUUCUCUGACCAUCGUCGACACACCGGGCUUUGGCGACCAGAUUGACAAUGAGGCCAGCUUUGCCGAGAUCGUUGGGUACUUGGAGAGGCAAUACGAUGACAUUCUUGCGGAGGAGUCGCGUAUCAAGCGUAAUCCCCGUUUCAGAGACAACCGCAUCCACGCCAUGCUUUACUUCAUCACCCCGACCGGCCAUGGCCUCCGCGAGCUUGAUAUCGAGCUCAUGAAGCGCCUUGCCCCCAGGGUCAACGUCAUCCCCGUUAUUGGCCGGGCCGACUCGCUUACUCCCGCCGAACUCGCAGAGACGAAGAAGCUUGUGAUGGAGGAUAUCGAACACUACCGCAUUCCCGUUUACAACUUUCCUUACGAUAUUGAGGAGGACGAUGAGGACACAGUGGAGGAGAACGCCGAGCUCAGAGGUCUUAUGCCAUUCGCUAUUGUCGGAUCGGAAGACAUCAUCGAGAUCGGAGGUCGCCAAGUUCGCGCCCGCCAGUACCCUUGGGGUGUCGUCGAGGUUGACAACCCGCGUCACUCCGAUUUCUUGGCUAUCCGGUCCGCGCUUCUCCACAGCCACCUUGCUGACUUGAAGGAAAUCACCCACGAUUUCCUCUACGAAAACUACCGUACCGAGAAGCUCAGCAAGAGCGUCGAGGGUGGUGCUGGGGUCGACUCUUCCAUGAACCCUGAGGACCUUGCGUCACAGUCUGUUCGCCUCAAGGAGGAACAGCUGCGCCGUGAGGAGGAGAAGCUCCGCGAAAUCGAGGUCAAGGUUCAACGCGAGAUCAACGAGAAGCGCCAGGAGCUCCUGGCCCGCGAAUCCCAGCUCCGCGAGAUCGAGGCCCGGAUGCAGCGCGAGGCUGCCGCUGCGGCUGCUGCCCAACAAGGGACUCCUUCCAACCACUCGGAGCCCAAUGGCAACCCAGAGUAA
Podospora anserina S mat+ is the source of this 1164-nucleotide messenger RNA. RefSeq lists its product as uncharacterized. The transcript is spliced from 7 exons. Gene Ontology annotation, cellular component: microtubule cytoskeleton; septin complex; cell division site. Gene Ontology annotation, biological process: cytoskeleton-dependent cytokinesis. Lineage: Eukaryota; Fungi; Ascomycota; Sordariomycetes; Sordariales; Podosporaceae. Gene Ontology annotation, molecular function: GTP binding; molecular adaptor activity; GTPase activity. The coding region runs from base 1 to 1164 and encodes 387 amino acids. The record is from RefSeq and is a predicted model, not a curated record.